CCCCUCUUAUUAGCUGGCCACAGGCUCUUAGACAGUAGUAGUUGAAACGGCUGUCGGGCUCCUCUCUCUCUCAAAGCAUCAGUGAGCAGCCUGGCAUUCUCAGCAUGGCGUCUGAAGAGCUGGCUCGGAAGCUGCAGUCGCGUCUAGUCGCUACGUGGGAGGAUGAACCGAGGCCGGAGCCCGAACAGAGCCUGGCCCGACCUAACCCGCAGGAAGCCGAGGCAGCCUGCGGCGAGUCGUCCUCCGAGCUGUCGGCCAAACUGAUACGCAGGCAGGACAUCAACGAGGGCAACGCUGCGCCUCGGUUAACCCGUAUCUUCAACCCCUACACCGAGUUCAAGGAGUUCUCCCGCAAGCAGAUUAAGGACAUGGAGAUGAUGUUCAAACGGUAUGACACUGGUAAAGAUGGCUUCAUUGAUCUGAUGGAGCUGAAGCUGAUGAUGGAGAAGCUUGGAGCUCCACAGACCCACCUGGGCCUCAAGAACAUGAUCAAAGAGGUGGACGAAGACUUUGAUGGCAAGCUGAGCUUCAGAGAGUUCCUGUUGAUCUUUCGGAGAGCAGCUGCUGGAGAGCUGCACGAGGAGAGUGGUCUAAUGGCUCUGGCUAGACUGUCUGAGAUCAACGUCUCCACUGAGGGAGUGAUGGGGGCCAAAGACUUCUUUGAAGCCAAGAUGCAGGCUCUAUCUCUGGGCAGCAAGUUUGAGGCCGAGAUUCGAGAGGAAAAAGAAGAACGCAAGAGACAGGAAGUGGAGAAAAAACAGAGACAAGCCGCCUUCAAGCAGCUGCAGUCCACUUUCUGCUCAUGACCCUCUGUGGGAGGCAUAUAACAGUCCUGACAUGCACAGUCAGUGUUACUGAGGUUUUAGAAAAAGCUUGUCACUCCACUUACAUUUUAAUCAGUGUCCUUGCUCAGAAUUUGGGACUUUAUAACAAAAAUAGGAAAAUGCAUUUCAAUAAAUACUUACUAAAAUAUUUUAAAAUACUUCAUAACACAUCACAGGCAAGGUCUACUCAUUCCAGACUUUCUGCAGCUGCUCCACAAAAAACAAUGAGGCAAAAUCAAAUAUUUAGUGAAUUCUCCAAAAUCAUGGGAAUAUCAUCAAAUUAUUUUAUGCAUUUCAGUAGAAUUUUUGUGUCCUUCUGUAGAAGAACUGGAAGUUUUUACCUCAUGGGAUCAUUACUUGUUUAGGCAAAGUUCAGCUGUACUCCAUAUGUUCUGCAAAUGUUGCUUGUAAAGUGUUUUUAAUUUAAUGCUACAGUUUGGUCAUAUGAUCUUUUUACGAUCGGUGUAAUUAACCUACUCUCAACCUGCAGUGUCAUAGAAAAAGUUAAGUCAUAGAAAAUAAUAAUAGUAUAAUAAUAGUAAGUAUUAACAUAACAGCAUGGGAACAUUUGUUGGUAGAAAAUGAAGCCUUUGGGACUGUGGCCACCUUCUUUGUCUUUUGGCUCAGUCGACUGAUCCAACACUAAUCAGGCCAUACUCUGAUUGGCUUUCGUGAAUAGAAUAUAGUCUGUAUUGUAUUGAAACAGUCAGGAGCAGCUUUUGAUAAUGAUCUAAACCACUAAAGGUAAACCCCCUGGUUUUGAUAUUACGCCCCAAAUUCUAAGAAGACCACUAAAACUUAGCUGUGAACUGUCAUGUUUCAAAAGCAGGGAGGUUAUAUUUGAAUGAAUAGUUCAUUUUGGUAAAUGAGUUUAUUUGCUUUCUUUGUAAGUGUGAGACAAGGAGACAUGCCAGUCUUAUGUUUGUAAAUGGUAAGUGGACCUGCAUUUGUAUAGCGCCUUUCUAGUCAUCCGACCACUCAAAGCGCUUUUUCUAUGAGUCACAUUCACCCAUUCACACACAUUCAUGCACUGGUAGCCGAGGCUACCAUACAAGGUACCACCUGCUACUCAGUUUUAACACACUCACACAAGCAUUGGGGAGCAAUUUGGGGUACAGUAUCUUGCUCAAGAAUACUUUGCAGACUGGAGGAGCCGGGGAUCGAACCGCUGAUCCCGCUCUACCUCUGAGCUGCCCCUGUGUGUUUGUGUGUGAAGUACACAGCUUGAGUCAAGACAUGGUUAGCUUAGCUCAACAUCAAGCCUGGAAACGGGGGAACAGCUAACCUGGUUACAAACACCUCUAAUGCUCACUAACGUGUUGCAUCUUUUUUUUCAAUGCAUACACAAACAGUCAAAAUAUGUUCUUUAGUGAGCUUUAGAGGUAUUAAUAGAUGUUAUGUUUUUACUUUAGGCAGAGCCAGGCUAGCUAUUUCACCUUGCUUCCAGUCUUAAUUCUAAUCUAGGCUAACCUUGUCCUAACUCCAGCACUAUAGUGAACACACAAACAUGAGAUUGACAUCAAUCUUGCCAUCUCAAUCUCAGAAAGAAAGCAAAUAGACCAAUUUUCCAAAAUGUUACACAAGUCCUUCAGAUGUCUAUUUUGUGUCUAAACUGAGGUUAACAACCACUGACUGAAUCUGAGCUCUGUUAGUAAAAACACACAUUAAGAUUAAAGCUGGAAACAUGCUUACCUGUUGUUCCAUGGUUUCUAAACCUUGACUUGUGAUUUUGUUUUUAGGAUCUAAAUUCUCAUGACUCACGAAACUGCACAGUUGACAAGUUGUCCUGUGAAUUUGAGUAUGGUGUAGUUAAUAUUCUGUUCUCAAGAACAUGCAAUGCAUGCAGUGCAAGUGUUUAAUGUAAGCUAGAUAUUCAAUUUUAAAUCAAUUUAGCUCAUUUUCUACAUAAACUAGAUCAGUAUUAGAAAUCUCCAACAACCCUGUAUGCAUAACAAUUGACUGUAGCAGGGUUCCGGUCUUAAAGGGAUGAUUUGGAUUUUUUGAAGUGAGGUUUUUGGGCUGGGGUUAGCAGGUGCUCCUGCUACUUAUCCAAACUUGCAUUGUACGGACUGCCAUCUGCUGUAGGUAAUACACUGACAAUGGAUAAAUACCUAAGACAAUCCUAUUUCAGAAUAUCUCUGGGAAAUGGCAAACAGACUUUCAGUUGUUUUAGGGUAGACUUGUGAUCCUAACUGUCGGCAUGAUAAUGAUCCUUUGUCUUAUUCAACAACAGAUGGAACUGUUUUCCAAGUCUCACAGUGUCUCUGUAGAAAGGCUUAUUGGAAUCCUUCUCCAUGAGUCUGCUUUAGUCUGUGUGGAUCGACAAGAGUAUAUGAAUAGUCAGCAUUGUUUGUAUCCUUUCUUUAAAGCAGACACUCCGUUAGGUUACACACUGUGACAUAACAAUUUAUGUAUUGUUGUAUAAACUAAUCAGUAGCUUCUCAAAGUGUAUAAAGUGUACAUUUGAAAGGAGUACUCAGUGAUUUAGCAUUGCACUUCCAUAAAGUUGAGGAACUUGUUAAAACUCCCACAACACGAACACAAAUAUGUUCCCCAAAAUGCAAUGCUGGAUCAUCUUUGAUAAGACUCGGAUAUCAGAGUCUUUUACAAUAUACGGAUCACCUGUUUAAGCUGUGCUAUGGCAACACUCAGUCACAGCAUGUCACAUACUAAGAAGACUCUGUUUAUAUCUUACUAAGACAACAAAGCCCAGGUGCUUCAUUCACAGUACAACUGAGUCUUGAACUGCAGAAUGCGUUCGUUUCUCUCAUUACCUUUAGUCCAGCUGUCCAUCCAGUACACUCCAAGACAGAAAAACAACUGACGUGCAUAUUUUAUUUCAUGAUGUGGUCUCAGGAUUCUCUAAUACAUAUUCUACAGCUUGGUACUACAGUGAAGCAGGCUGAACAUUGAACCACUACGUCACUGAGCCUCAGCUCAGCCUACUGUUUGUCAGGUCUUACUUAACUCUGUGUGGUUAGUAACAGAGACAGCAAGAGCUCAGCGUGUAUAACAGGUGUUCUAUCA
Messenger RNA from Epinephelus moara (kelp grouper), 3851 nucleotides. RefSeq names its product EF-hand domain family, member D1 (gene efhd1). The transcript is spliced from 4 exons. The record is from RefSeq and is a predicted model, not a curated record. Gene Ontology annotation, molecular function: calcium ion binding. NCBI's taxonomy places the organism in Eukaryota, Metazoa, Chordata, Actinopteri, Perciformes, Serranidae. The coding region runs from base 105 to 806 and encodes 233 amino acids.